This is a messenger RNA of Yamadazyma tenuis ATCC 10573, 560 nucleotides long. Lineage: Eukaryota; Fungi; Ascomycota; Pichiomycetes; Serinales; Debaryomycetaceae. The record is from RefSeq and is a predicted model, not a curated record.
GAACUUCAAGAUGCCUUAGUUAAUCGGGUGCCCCCAUCAAUCUAGACUUUAUAAACUGCCCUUGUGCCAUUUUCUUGUAUUCAUAGAGUUUUGUCUUUCUUUCAUCUUUCAUCCAUCAUGUCCCGGCACUCUGUCGAUUCGCUCUUUUCCAAUUGUGCUGGUCCCCUAGCGUCACCAGCGUCGUCGCACUUUGAUAUUACCAGCCAUGAAAAGCCCAACACCAAUAGUUUGAAGAUUCAUAUGACCCUGGCAUCCCGGGCCACCGCCAUACGACUUCGCAAAGACAAGCUUAAAGGAUUAGCAGACUUGGUGAAAGUAGUGGAGGCCAAGUUUUGCCUGUUUAACCAUUUGUACUUGGAUUUUGCAAACAAAGACCUCAAGCCGAUGGCGGUGGAUAUGUUUUUACAGGAUAUUAUUAUGGAGUAUAUUCUGGCAAAGGACCGGAUAUAUAUCCGGGUGGAGUAGGCAAGAGGGUGGUAUAGUUUAUAGAUAAUAGUGGACAAUUGCGUCCCAGGGUAUAAUUUAGAAGGUUUGGAAAUGUACGGUACGAAGUCGUAAAU